Messenger RNA from Eucalyptus grandis, 739 nucleotides. Its product is annotated as ethylene-responsive transcription factor ERF023. Gene Ontology annotation, molecular function: DNA-binding transcription factor activity; DNA binding. The record is from RefSeq and is a predicted model, not a curated record. The transcript has a single exon. The coding region runs from base 8 to 553 and encodes 181 amino acids. Gene Ontology annotation, biological process: regulation of DNA-templated transcription. Lineage: Eukaryota; Viridiplantae; Streptophyta; Magnoliopsida; Myrtales; Myrtaceae.
AGCAUUAAUGGAGCAACCGCCACUCGCUGAACGCGCCUCGCCGGAGGCAGUCUCCGGCGAAACGAUCCGCCCAACCGAAGGCAGCACCCGCCACCCCAUUUACCGCGGCGUCCGGAAGAGGCGGUGGGGCAAGUGGGUCUCCGAGAUCCGAGAGCCCCGGAAGAAGUCGCGCAUUUGGCUCGGCUCGUUCCCGGUGCCCGAGAUGGCGGCCAAGGCCUACGACGUCGCCGCGCACUGCUUGAAGGGACGGAAAGCUCAGCUCAACUUCCCCGCCGAGGUCGACGACUUGCCCCUCCCCGCCACCUGCAGGGCGCGGGACAUCCAGUUGGCGGCGGCCGAGGCGGCGCGGGCUGUGGCGGCGAACAAGAAGGGUGGCGGCGUCGAUGGUGACGACUUUUGGGCCGAGAUAGAGCUGCCGGAGCUCGUGGAGGACGGGGAGCGCCACUGGGACGCCUGUCUGUGGGCCUUCAUUGCCGAAGCCACGUGGAGGGACGGCGACGAAAAGGCGGCGACGACGAGCUCUUCUUGGCACGGACAUUUCGCCACGACGUGAAUCCACUCGGUGGGUGGAUCGUCAGUACAUACUGAUUGCCUUGGAAACGCCACUGCAGCUUCGCCAGAUCGUUUAUCUUCGAAAUCUUCAUUAUUCUUGUAUUAUUGCUGCUUGCUGCAUGCACUAGUUGGACUUUAAUAACAAGGAAAUUCUUCUAAUUUUGGAGAAGUUGCUAAUUACAUCUUA